This is a messenger RNA of Penicillium pulvis, 225 nucleotides long. RefSeq lists its product as uncharacterized. The coding region runs from base 1 to 225 and encodes 74 amino acids. NCBI's taxonomy places the organism in Eukaryota, Fungi, Ascomycota, Eurotiomycetes, Eurotiales, Aspergillaceae. The transcript has a single exon. The record is from RefSeq and is a predicted model, not a curated record.
AUGUCAAAUAUCGUCACGAGGUCACGGAUAGUGCUGAAGAAGCAGAGAUCCAGUUUAGACGAGGGCCACAAGAUGCCUCAACAACAAGUCCAUUCCUAUGUUGACCAGCGCAGCUUAAGAUCCCAAUAUCGUGUCGGGUUCGGGAUCGCAGAGGAUUCGCGCGAAGCGGUUCGCACCAGGAAGGGCUCUUCUGUCGCGGUAGCUUCGUGGCAACCGAUGGAUUAA